This is a messenger RNA of Glossina fuscipes, 1014 nucleotides long. RefSeq names its product cytochrome c1 (gene Df31). The record is from RefSeq and is a predicted model, not a curated record. Lineage: Eukaryota; Metazoa; Arthropoda; Insecta; Diptera; Glossinidae. The coding region runs from base 317 to 841 and encodes 174 amino acids. The transcript has 3 exons.
UUCAUCGUCAUUCAUCAAAGCGGUGCAGACGUGUGCAGUUGUUUAGUAAAGUUUGAAAAAAAAAGUCGUUUAAAGAGAAAAUUAUUUAAUUUUUGAUUUCAAUUCUCUGUGUGUGCUAAAAAAGUUGUGUAGAGAAAAAAAAGGUCUAGCAAAUUCUCUUGUUCAUAAAGUUCAAUUAAAUAAAGUUGAUUUGAAAUUGUGUUUUAUUCAGGCAAUAAAAUACAGGAUCAUAUAUAAAAGUGUAAAAGUAAUCUGAAUUUUAUUAAAUCGUUUACAUUUUUAUUUUACAAGAAAAAAAUUAAAAACUCUUAACAAAAUGGCCGAUGUUGCAGUUGAAAACAAAGAGACUGUUGUCGAGAAAGUAGCCGCCGAGGAAGUUGAUGCAACAAAAAAGGAUAAGGAGGUAGUAGCUGAAACUCCCGCUGCUGUUGAAGAAGCCACCACCACAGAAAAUGGUGAUGCUGAAGCAGUGGCUGAAAGCACCAGCAGCGAAGAGACUAAGGAAAAUGGGGACGGCAGCGAGGCUGCCGCAACUGCUGUUGCCGCCGAUGAUACAGAUGCCGCCGCCGAAGCUGAAGCUCCCGCUGCCACAUCUGAAGCAACUGCUACCGCUGAGUCAGCGCCAGCUGAAAACGGAGUCGAGGAAACCGCUAAAGCUGAAGCCAAUGGUGAUGCUACAGAUGCCGCCCCUGCUGAAGCUGUUAAAAGGAAAGUUACUGAAGCUGAUACUCCUAAAUCGGAAGAAAUUGCUGAAGUUACACCUGAGAAGAAGGCUAAAUUAGAGGAAGCCUCGAAGGAGGAUGUCCAAAAUGGUGCGGAAACAACUGAAGUAGCGGCUUAAUUUUUCUUAAAUCCUCUUUUUUAUAUAUAAUACAUAAUAUAUAUAAAUAUUAAAACACAUUGACACAAACGACACAUACACAAACUUAAUUCUAAUAAUUUACUUACAAUUAACAAUUUAAGAAAAUAGUUGAAAAACUGAAAAAGAAACAAAAAAAAACAAAAAAAAAAAAA